UGCGCCUUCCUCCAGCAGAGACUGACAGAAGCGGGGCGACCGCUCUAAGCUGCGAGCGCUCAUCUCUCGUCUCCUUCACCAGCGCGUCUUUUACUGUUGACAUUAAAAAAACUUUGAAGAGGUGAGAUCCGAAACGUUUAAACGCCGGUAAAUCAGCGUCGACAGCGCGCAUUGACAAAAGAAAAAAAAAAAGGAGGGAAAGAAAAGAACCAUCAAGUCCGAGGAAAAGCGCCGGAGCCGGGAGAAAGAGGGAGCUAUGCCAUCUCGCGCCGAGCAGAGCCCAGUCCUCCUCUGUUGUGUGUCGGAGCUGCAGCAUGGUGUCUCUCUCCGGACUCUGGACCUACUGCCUCGCCCCCGGGAGACCUCAUCUCCUCUUCCUCUCCGCCAGACCGCUCCUGCUGCUGCUUUUAUUGACCGUCCUCUGCUCCCCCGAGUCCUGCCUCCCGCACCCUCAGCCUUGCCACAUCCUCGCCCGGAUAGGACACACCGUGCGCCUCGGCGCGCUCUUGCCAACCCGCCAGCCGGCACGGAUACAAAACGCUCUCAACCGCGCCCUGGCUAGCCUCCGGCACCAGAGCGUAGGGACAGACUCCACCACGACCGCCUCCCAAACACCUCCUCUGAUGCCCUACAACCUGAGCCUGGAGAUGGUGGCUCGAUCGCCCGCGGGGGGGGACCCGGAGUCGCUGUCCCGUAGCACCUGCCAGGACCUGGUGGUCAGGGGGGUGUCCGCCGUGCUGGCCUUCCCCCGCUCCAGGGAGGAGCUGAUCCAGGUGGAGUUCCUCUCGUCGUUCCUGGAGAUCCCCUUCAUCUCCAUACUGGAGGACACAGAGCCUCUUGUGACUAAGAACCGAUUCAACCUGCAGAUGUCGGCCCGUGUGCCCCCGUCGACCCUGGGCAGCCUGCUGCUGGCGGUCCUGCAGGGGAGAGAGGGGGACAGGGACAGAGGGAACCGGGGGGGAAGCAGCUGGGGAGGAGCAGCUGUAAUCUGCCCCGGGUGGGAGGAAGGGGGUGAAGGGUUGCUGUCUCACCUGCAGACACACAGCGGUUCUAACUGGCAUUUGUGGGACAUCAUCAACCUGACCCUCGUCUCCGGGGGCGGGGACAGAAGAGGGGAGAGCAGGGAGGAGAACAAGGAAGAACAGAGGGAAGAGGAGGCUUUGAAGAUCCUCUCUGCCCGUUUCCUGCGCUCCCCCUCUCCUAUCUCCUCUGUACUCCUCCUGGGAUCGGACCCUGAGUGUCUCUCCGCCGUCUUGCGGGCAGCUCAGCGGCUCGCUCUGUCACUACCAGCACUGCAGUGGAUCAUGGGAUAUCCCUUGUCUCCAGACUCGCUCCACACUCUAGGAGGUCCCCUUGGACUGUUGGCCUACGGGGAGGUGGGCCGCAAGCCGAUCAGCUUCUACAUCCGGGAUGCUUUGCAGCUGAUUGGCCGCGCGGUCACUGCGGCGACCAUGGUGAGGCCGGACCUGGCGCUGAUUCAGAACAUGGUGAAUUGUUACGACAAACCAAACAGACAUGAGCUGCCCUCUUCAGGACAAUAUCUGGCCAGGUUUCUGUCCAACACUUCCUUCACCGGAGCCACAGGCCUGAUCCAGGUGGAUGCUGGCCUGUCUCGGGUCCUCUCCUCCCAGCUGUUCCACGUAUGGAGCCUGAAGAGAGGCGCUCUUGGCCAGCCAGCCUGGGUGACUGUAGGCCAGUGGACCAGAGGCAGGCUGGAGCUAGAAGGGGGGAUCCUGGGACUGGUGGGAGGGUUCCGGAGCAGCCAGGGACAAGGUCAUGGAGCUGGGGUGAGGGGAGGGGACGGCCAGGGGGACAGUAAAGUUGGAGGACGCUGGAGGCCGGGAGAAUCCGUUGAGGGACACCGGCUGAGGGUGGUGACACUGGUGGAGCACCCGUUUGUCUUCACACGAGAGGUGGAUGCAGAUGGAUUGUGUCCAGCUGGUCAGCUCUGUCUGAACCCCAGAACCAACCGGUCCGACCUGAUCCAGAGCCUCUUCAACCAGCUGCACAACCCAAACACUACAUUUGCAGACUGGGAAGGGAAUGACCUACCGGGGGACCUGAGGAAGUGCUGCUACGGGUACUGCGUCGACUUGUUGGAGAAACUGGCAGAGGACAUGGGUUUCACCUUUGACCUUUAUAUCGUGGGAGAUGGGAAGUACGGCGCAUUUAGCGGGAUGGGGCGCUGGACAGGGCUGGUCGGGGACCUGCUGAGUGGAACCGCCGACAUGGCUGUGACCUCUUUCUCCAUCAACUCUGCCAGGAGCAGAGUCAUCGACUUCACCUCGCCCUUCUACUCCACCAGCCUCGGCAUUCUGGUUCGUAGCGUGGACACUGCAGCCCCCAUCGGAGCCUUCAUGUGGCCUCUCCACUGGUCCAUGUGGGUGGGUAUUUUUGUCACGCUGCAUCUCACCGCGCUCUUCCUCACCCUGUACGAGUGGAACAGCCCCUUCGGUAUGACACCCCAUGGCAGGAACCGGCUGCGUGUGUUCUCCUACUCCUCCGCCCUUAAUCUCUGCUACGCCAUACUGUUUGGACGGACUGUCGCCACCAAGACUCCUAAAUGCUGGACCGGACGUUUUCUGAUGAACCUCUGGGCCAUCUUCUGCUUGCUGGUGCUGUCGAGCUACACCGCCAACCUAGCUGCUGUCAUGGUCGGGGAGAAGACCUUCGAGCAGGUCUCGGGAAUUCAUGACGACAAGCUGCACCAUCCAUCACUGGGCUUCCGUUUUGGGACGGUGAGGGAGAGCAGCGCUGAGGAUUACAUGAAAAAGAGCUUCCCGGAGAUGCACGACUACAUGAGACGCUUCAAUCAGCCCACCACCCCGGAAGGCGUACAUAUGUUGAAGACAGAUCCUCCUGCCCUGGAUGCGUUCAUCAUGGACAAAGCCCUGUUGGACUUUGAGGUCUCUAUCGACGCAGAGUGCAAACUGCUCACUGUGGGGAAGCCUUUCGCCAUUGAAGGCUACGGGAUAGGCCUGCCCCAGGGCUCUCCUCUAACCCGUAAUGUGUCAGAGUUCGUGAGUCGCUACAAGUCUGAUGGCUUCAUGGACAUGCUACAUGACAAAUGGUAUAAGGUUGUGCCCUGCGGGAAGCGAGUCUUUGCCGUCACUGAGACUCUUCAGAUGGGGAUCCAGCAUUUUUCAGGCCUAUUUGUGCUGCUGUGUAUGGGGGUGUGUGGAGCCUUGCUGACCUUGGCAGGUGAACACACCUUCUAUCACCUGGUCAUCCCUUGGCUCCGACGCACGCACACACUGCAGUACUGGCUGCACACCAGCCAGAAAAUUCACAGAGCCCUCCACACCACAUAUGAGGAUGAUGGGAAGGAGCUGACCGACCUCGACCAAAACCCCUCCUCUUGUAUCUCAGAGAACUGCACCCUACACAGGAAGCAGUAUCAGCCUCCUCCCCCAUCUCCUCCCACAUCCCUCCCUGCUUCCACUACAGCUGGAGACACCUGCAACUCCUCACCCUCCCAUGAGCCCAAGGAGAAACGUGUGCACUUUGACCUGGAAACCCUCCACAGCUACCGCCUGCGCACACACACCGCCUCGGUGCGCGGCAGGCCCGGCAUGGUCGGCCGUCCCGGGCUAGGCCUGGGAGGCUGGGGGCUGGGAAGCCUGGGGCGUUUUACCUCCCCUCCACAGAUUAGCCUCCAUUCCAAUGGGGGACCCGUCUCUUCACUGGCUUCCACAGGCUUGGUGCUGUCUCCCCUGGCGAACCGGGCCGCUCAGACCAGCCUGUGGGAGGGGGAGCUCCAGGACCUGCAGGGGAAGAUCGAGACGUUCCGCACCCAGCUGAGAGAGGCUCUGGCCAGGAGAGCAGAGAUCCAGAGCAGCCUGGAGAGAGAGAGGUGUGGCCUUGUGCGCAGGGAUACCAGUCUGGAGAGGGAAAGGGACAGACAGAGGAUACAAACUAUUAACACAGACAGAAGUAGCUCCACUCAGCCCAAACUCCCUGAGCGAGACAGGACCAGCCAGCUGCAAACCCUGAACAAUCAACAAACAGGGAGGGAAAACCAAUCAGGCGGUCCCUGGACUCUGGAGCACGGGAGAAGCAGCCAAUUAAACACAGUUAACAGUUUGGACAGAGGGAGAGCUAACCAGUUACGCUCUGUAAACACUUUGACGGGAGAAAGGACUGUCCAUUCGCGCACUUCCACCAGUUUGGAGCGAAGUCGAGUCAACCAACCAGGAGCUGGAAACAUACCUGUCCAAUCACGGAACACUUCUAGCCUGGACAGACAGAUGGCUAACCUAUCACGCACUCUGAACACUCCUGAGAGGACAGAAGCCAGCCAAUCAAGUGUAAGCAGCGAGACUUGAUGCGUAGGCUUGUGGAAAGAGUAGUGCAGUUGGUACUUGCAUAGCCGUGGGAAGAUGGCUUUGUUGGAAUGGGUGAAGUUUAAGGGACACCUGCUGGAAAAUGACAGUAUAUGUUAACUCACACCAUUACUUACCGCAACCUAAUCAUUUUCACACUCGCUUAAAAUUCCAACUAAAAAACUUUAACUGCAAAUAAAGAACUUGUAAAAUGUCUACAUUAUCCAUGAAAACCAUUAAUAAGCAAUGUAAUCUUGUGGAAUGAAAGCCAAUAUGAUUUCAGCAAAAACUCAGUAUAUUUUCAGAAAAAAACAAAUCAGAAAAAUCUGGGAAUAGCCAUGACGAUAUGGGUAAUCUGGCAAUGCUAAAAAUCCCUGUGGUCAAUCAAAUGGUUGUGUUUAUUGAGGAGACCAGUGGUUUCCAUUAGGAACCAUAAACCACAGCUGUUUGACAAACAGAAGCCCAUCAGCUGAAUAUUGAUAUAUGGCCUGUUUCACUGACUAAAGAGGCCUACAAGCACAUUGAGAAGUGAGCACAGGGAAAUCUUAAGUUAGCCCAAUGUGAAAAAACACCAAACUAAACUAUAUGAAAAUACACUUGGAACAUCUGUGUUAACAGAGUGCCAGGAGCAGGAGAUAAAGAUGCAAAAAAUCUAUAUAUUUUGAGUAAUAAUUGCCCAAAAAUGUGAAUGAUAAAGGAAUAAAACUUUGAAGAAAUAGUGGUACAGCCCUAAAUCAUGUCCAUAAAGAUCCCAUGAAAUAAAAAAAAACAAGCGUUUUGUGUGUUGGCACUUUGUAUCCUUGUGUGUAUUGUCCCCGCCAUCAACACUACAACACUAAUACUGCUAUGUGAAAAACACAUUUUUGGAUAUUUUUAUAGCAAAACCUAGCCCUCGUAAAAUGUGUCAAAACGAAAAAGGUGCGCGCUCUUCCCAAACAGAUGCUUUGAGAUGGUAAUUACCCCGGUGCUUUGAUGGUUCCUGCAUAAAAUCACCAUAUUGUGGCAGAAAAAUACACAUAAAUGGAAAACGUUUACCCAAAUACACACCUCCAGCCCAUUUCAUGGCAGCUAGGUUUAGUUAACUCAAAGUACCAUUCCACUUCAAUUGUUUUGUCCUUGUUACCUAUUAUGAGCAAGUCGCAAUCUGCAUUCCAUAUAGCGCGACUCCUGUAUUACACAUAAUGUUAAAUGCUCAUGGGGGGUGUAACUCAGCCUGUGAAAGCAAUAGUCUAAUGUCUUCUGUAGCUCUGACAAGAGCUUCAAGUCUGAGAGAAUAAUACCUGGUGACGAAUAAUCAUUUGGAGACAGCGAAGGACUUAAACGUAGAGGUGGGUGACCCUCCUCCACAUCAAGUCUAUAAUAAAAAGAUUCUAUGGGGGAAUGUAGGAUCCAGUAUUUUUUAAGUUAGAGACAAAACAUCAGGACUCCUGCAACUUUAUGAAAGUGGAAAUCAAAUGGAGACCCUUUCCUUUGUAGUAUGUUUUUUUUGGGGGGGGGGGGGGUUGGAAAACAAAGCGGACCCAUCCCAUUACUUGCAGGACUACUUUAACAUUUCAUGUGUUCAUCUCUAGCUGCAGCAACGUGGGUCAGAGUUGUGUUAUUUGGCUUAAUUUUCCAAAGUGCUGUAGUUGAUGUCUAAGGUGGCAUAUUUUCAAAGAUGGAGCUCUCCUUCAGACUGUUAGAAAUAACAAUCCAACAUUGUGUUUCCAUGGAGCCAUGAAAAAUUACAAUCUCAAAGUAAUUUCCCUGAACUUUCAAUUAUCAGCUCAAACAGCUCAGAACAGUUGCACACAUCUGUUUGGAUUGUGGCUCCAGCCAGUAAACAAGUGCCGUCAAUUUGGAAUGAAUUUGUUCACCAUAUCAUUACUGAAGGAACUUAUCUGGCAAGGAUUUUGCGCUCAGUGAGUGUGAUGUGCAUGAAUUCACACUGAUUACAUUUUACUAGCUCCCUGCAGAUGUGAGUGAACUCCUAUAAGUGAGAACUCUGUUUUUCCUUUUGUCAUUAUUAAACAUUAAAAUAGAUGUACUCUUUUACACUGUUUCCACUCAGAUAAAGCCUUUUUUUUUACUUUCUAAUAAAACAAAGUGAAGUAAGUUUCAUGCUCCAUGUCAAUGAUGAAGAGAGAAGGCUCUUCAGAGGAUGAAUAUAUUGGGACUCUCAUGCAGUUAUUCAGUCAGCCACCAGAGGGAGCUGCAUCCCCGCUUCCCGCGGCUAUGGGCAGUGGAGAGUUUAUGGAUGGAGGUUUUAUUCCAACAAAACAACUUAUAUCAAUAUGACAGAUGGAAGCUGCAUUUGAUGUUGUUGUUCUCAUGCAAUAGCAGAGGACCUGGGGAAAUAAGGCCUUUAUGAAAUCACUCCAGCACUAUACACUGCAAUGUCACCGAGUAGUAUUGGAAUACUCAAUCUUGUGUGAGAACGCUUUGAACAGGUGUUGGGGAUUUCACAGGUCGGAGACACUGAUGUUACUGAAACAGAACUUUAGGCUUCUAUGACGGCACUGAUGUACAUUUAAACGUUUCAAACGUUGCUGUGGUGUGAAGUGGUUGUGUUCACAUGCCAUGGUGUUUAUGAGGGAAAAAAUAUAUAUUUUAGGUCUUUAACGAGAAAGAGCUUGUGGUAUUGGAUAUUUAAACAAAUACUUUUAAAUUUACCCGUUAUAUAAAAAAAAGUGUAAAAGCAUAUUAUUGAAUUUUAUCACAAUGAUCAUUCUCAUGUUUUGAAAUAAACAUUUAUAUACUUAUUUACUUGCAUUAUCUCGUAUUUUCAGUGUGAACACAAUGAGCACAUCGUCCAAAUCACUUUCAAAGUAAUUUGAAAUCUAGUA
Anarrhichthys ocellatus (wolf-eel) is the source of this 7147-nucleotide messenger RNA. Its product is annotated as glutamate receptor ionotropic, NMDA 3B-like. Gene Ontology annotation, cellular component: membrane. Lineage: Eukaryota; Metazoa; Chordata; Actinopteri; Perciformes; Anarhichadidae. The record is from RefSeq and is a predicted model, not a curated record. The coding region runs from base 315 to 4325 and encodes 1336 amino acids. Gene Ontology annotation, biological process: monoatomic ion transport. Gene Ontology annotation, molecular function: signaling receptor activity; ligand-gated monoatomic ion channel activity. The transcript has 12 exons.